AACGCGGCCAGGGGUUGAGGGUGGACCGUACUCAGUCAGUGUGUGAUAUAACGCCGCCCCUAACACAGAACUUGGAUAACGUUAAGAUUCGUAAUGUGGAUGGGGCGUAAUGGUGAAUGGCCCCUUUAUUAGAGUGAUCAUCUUGGCCAGUCUGUUUCGACACUCCAGCCCCGCCAGUAGGGAGGUUCACCCCCAAGAGAACGAGACUGACGACGAUUCUGACGCCGGUGUGACCUGUUACACUUGUGUGAACGUGUCAGACAACUCCAUGUGCAACGAAUUUGCCAUCGACCAUCCCUGUCCAAAAGGGGAGAACUUCUGCCACACCUUACACAUAAUGGACUCUAGAGGAGCCAGUGUCGUUGUCAACAAAAAAUGUGCAGACAGCUCAGAAUGUUGGCCGCAGGGAGUAGGCUGUGUCAACAUUGACUCUCAGACGGUUUGCGUAUCAUGUUGUGACGAGAUGUACUGCAACGUCACUGUUCCAACCAAUAAAACAACCGCUACUUUCUCCAGUACCCGGAAGAAUAAGAAGAAGAAGCAGUACACAGUGUUGUCGAAUACCCGCGCAAGCUGCACAACAGAGCAGCCAAGCUACCUGACAAUGACUUUAGUGUAUUUGGUGACCUCACUAAAACUCUGCACAUUAUAGACGAUCAGCUGUGAUUAGUGCAAUAUUUGUGGUCAUGUUCAUAAGUGUCAGUGCGUUAAAGAAGUCAUUGCAACCGAUUUAAUACAGGUAAAAUAGGGUCAAAUGUAUAAGAUUUGGAUGGUGGAACGUUGUGCUACAAAAACUUUGGCAUAUCUGUAAAACAGUAUUAUUAAUCGUAAGUAAUUUUUAGGUCCCCAACAGAGAAUGAAUAAAAAAUUGGUAUAUUGCUAAAAAUAUAUUGUCAUUUGCAGUUUCAUGAUUUCUCUCAAAAUACCGAAGCAUUAUAAGUUUUGUUUAAAUUAUUUAAUGUAAGGAAUUUCACACUCAUAAAUCUUUUUAUUCGUAUUCAAACACGAACAAGUUGUUAGCAAGAUUUAAAUUUGUGUUCAUAGAAAUGCAAGAUGUAUCAUAAUACAUUGGUUUUACACAUUUCAUGUCUGAGAUUUGUUAAGAGAGCAGACUAAUUCAAAACGGCAUAGCUUUUUAGUAAUCUUUAUAAGAGGACCGUGUACAUAUUUAAGUUAUUGACUGACUUAACUGUAUUUGUCAAGUUUUACUGUCAUUGAAUCAAGAGUUCACGUAUUUUACAAUAUGUAUUUGGAGACUAUACCGGUUAAAAGAAUCUCUUGGCUAUCCAAAUAUGGGUAAAGUAGAAUUCAAAGCACCCCUAGAUACAUAUUACCAACGCAUAAGUAUAUUAUGUUAUUUCCUAAAGAACUAGAAGGAUUUUGAUAGUUUAUUCCUUCCUUUUAUCAUCAGAGCUUGUUGAAAUAAAUUUAUGUCAUAAUAUCAUUUUUCACACAUUAUGUUUGCACAUCUUGACUGAACUCCUUUUAUGAAAAAUAACUGAUUCAGCAGCAACAUUGUGCCGUAAUAAAUAAACGAGUUAAAAAGAAA
This is a messenger RNA of Macrosteles quadrilineatus (aster leafhopper), 1549 nucleotides long. RefSeq names its product ly6/PLAUR domain-containing protein 6B-like. The coding region runs from base 110 to 652 and encodes 180 amino acids. The record is from RefSeq and is a predicted model, not a curated record. The transcript is spliced from 5 exons. Gene Ontology annotation, molecular function: acetylcholine receptor regulator activity. Lineage: Eukaryota; Metazoa; Arthropoda; Insecta; Hemiptera; Cicadellidae.